Molecule: messenger RNA, 1800 nt
Organism: Paramecium tetraurelia
Lineage: Eukaryota; Ciliophora; Oligohymenophorea; Peniculida; Parameciidae
Exons: 1
Source: RefSeq, a predicted model, not a curated record
AUGGAAAAAAUUUAUAAAGUUCACAUAGAUAAUCUAGAUAAAGAUAUCUAAGUCGAGAUAAAUGAUAAUGAGACUUUGGAGAAAUUGGUUGAAAAAAUUAGAGAAUAGAAUAGAUUACCUUUUCAUAAUGUAGAUGUGUUUUACGAAAAUAAUAAAUUGGAUGUAAAAUUCAAAAUCAAUUUCCUAAAUAUCAACAAUUCAUCAAGUAUAAAUGUUAAGCUCUUUUUCUAUGUUAAAGUAAAAAUUACGAAUGAAAUGCAAGAAUCCUGUGAAAUUUCUAAAAUAAAUAUCUAUGAUAAAUUAACAUGCCUAAACAAACAAAUUUAUAAUGAGUUUGCCAUUUCAAAUUAUCAUUUGGAUCUCUAUUCAGGUUAAACUCUCUUGGAACCUCAUCAAUCACUCUACCAAUAAUAAAUUUUAAAGGAUUGUGAAUUGAGGUGUAUAGCAAGGCCAACGUUUUUACUAGAAUAUAAAUCUGAAAUAUACACAUUUCUGACCUUAUUAAAUGAAGAUUUUAAGCAUAUCAACCAAAAGGUUAGAUAGAAAUUAAAUUUAGAAUUAGAAUUCGAGCUUAUAUACAAUGAAUAAGUAAUUAAUAACGAGGGUGAUAACUAUUAUAAUUAUUCUAUUCCUCAAAAUUAAAAGCUAGAACUAAAAAUACUAGAUAGUGUCAUACUUAUCGUAUCCUCUGUUGAGACCCAAAGUUUUAAAGUAAGUAAAUGUGUAUAAAUCAAAGAAUUAAUUACGUAUUUAAAGUAAUUAUAUGCGAUUGCUGAGGAAGUAUCUUUAACAAAGGGAAAUUAGGAGUUGCUGCCUGAAUAAACAGUUUAGGAACUUAAACUUAAAGAUUAUGAAAUACUUAAAUUAGAAUAAAUAAUUAUGUAGGAUUUGUAUCUGAUAAAUAACCUCAAUCCAAAAUAGUAAUUUAAAAAAAAGAUUAAUGCUCCUAUUAAUCUUUAAUUCUUACAAGGUCUGCCUUAAUUUAAAGAGAAAAGGAUUUAUUUUUAUAACAGUUCUCAUAAACAAUUAACCAAUUAAGAUGAAAUUAAAUUGGAACCGAAAAUAACUAUAUACUAUAAGGAAAUCUCUUAAAGCUAGAUUUUUUCUUGGUUGUAAAUAGGAUUUCUGAAUAAACAAACCAAAGUGAAGACUAUAAAGAAGGUAGCUCAAAAUGAUUUAAUCGAUACAUAUGUAUAGGAAUUGGUUGGAGGGUAGCAAACUUAACUUUGGUUAGGAGAUCAAUAGAUUUCAAAAGGGCAUACCUUUGAAGGAAUUGGAGCAUAAAAUAAUGAUUGCAUUAUUUUUGAAAUAAUCAAGAAAAGUGUUUUGGUAUUAUAUAGAGAGACUAAUCAUAUUAUUGAAGUUCAGGACAAUUGGACUUUUGAAGAAUUAAGAUAAAAUCUUCUACGUUUAUUUUAGGGCUCUACGAAUAGUUAUUGUUUGAUACAUCGCGAUGCUUAACCUGAAUUAAGUUAAAACAUACUUGCCAUAUACAAAGAAGGAGAUGUCAUAUAAUUUACAGAUUAAAAACCUAGUCUCAUAAUCAAUUAGAGCAGAAUAAAUGAUAAUAAUUUGAUACCAAUUACAUUAUACAUUGUUGAUAAAUAAGACGAAAUAACAUUAAAGGUGAAGUGCAAUACGACUGUCUAAAAUAUUAUUAAUAAAUUCAAAAAUUUAUAUCAAAUUAAUGCUUCUACUAAUUUGAUCUUAAAAUUAAACCAAAAUAGACUUUAAGAAACUUUCGAAAUUGAUUCUACUCAUAGGAACACAAAGUUCUUUAUAGAGUAAAUUAACAAUUGA